This is a messenger RNA of Mytilus californianus (California mussel), 587 nucleotides long. RefSeq names its product probable 39S ribosomal protein L23, mitochondrial. The record is from RefSeq and is a predicted model, not a curated record. Gene Ontology annotation, cellular component: ribosome; mitochondrial large ribosomal subunit. Gene Ontology annotation, molecular function: structural constituent of ribosome. NCBI's taxonomy places the organism in Eukaryota, Metazoa, Mollusca, Bivalvia, Mytilida, Mytilidae. The coding region runs from base 71 to 568 and encodes 165 amino acids. The transcript is spliced from 5 exons. Gene Ontology annotation, biological process: mitochondrial translation.
AAAGCGUUUCUCCAAAUUAGAGAGUUAAACAACGACGUGAAACUUGACUUUGAGCAUUACAAAUGCACAAAUGGCAUCAAAACUAGCAAAAUUUGGCAAAUUUCAUUCAAGAAUCCCAUUGUGGAAACAGAAAGUUCCCAACUAUCCUUUGUAUCAGCAAGGUGGACCACAAAAUCGUAUAUUAUUAUGUUACUUUUGGAUGAAAUUGAUCAAACCACACCGAGAAGUUCCAAAAAACCAAGUUCAUUUUGAGGUUCACCCACAAAUGAGCAAGCAUGAUAUAAAGCAGUAUUUAGAGAAAAUAUACAAUGUUCCAGUGUUAAAAGUUGCUGUUAAUAAUGUAGAUGGAAAACCUGGAGUAUACAAACAAAAGCCAUAUGAAGAACCCAAGAAAAGGGCUUAUGUAACAUUGGCAGGUGGACAGACUUUUGAAUUCCCUGAUGUGUCACCUAUAAUGAGUCAGUAUGAAAAAGACAAAGAAGAAUUUGAAACAACAGAUAAAGCCUUCAUAAGACAACAACAGAAAUACUGGGACAGACUUAGUAUACCACCAUGGUUUAGAAGAUAAUAAAUAUAUUUAAAGUGAA